AGCUUGCAUAAAAUUGCCGCUGACCUUGCUAUUGAAGCCACCAGCAUAUUCCUGAGUGACAUUCGCUCUACUGUUGGUGAUGACAUCUUCGCAAAAUUUCUGAACCUGAAGUCAGAGAAUUCCAUGGCGUUAGUGAUAGAUGUAUCUGGGAGCAUGAGCGGUGAGUUAAAAAUAAUGAUUCCUUUUUUAUGCCAAAAAGUAUAAAGCUUAAAUAAAACUCCCCUGUGGCUAUCAUUUUUGGUUGGAUAUUUGGGUGGACCAGUAGGCCUGGGCCUCGAUUGUAAAACAGUAUGGCUUUUUGGACUUACAAUGACUCCAGUCAUACGACAGAAAUGUGCCAAAGCCAGUGGCGGAUCCAGGGGGGGACCGGCCCCUUAAUUUUAGACCAAACGAAGGCCUGAAGGGCCAAAAAAAAAUUUUUGGAGACCGCCCCCCAGGCUACAUUUUUAGUCAGGCUGGAAGCGUUUACAACGAAUAGAAGCCAAAUUUGGAGGACAAAAAAAAUUACAAUCCCAGAGUAAGUAGUUUGUAGUUUCGUGGCUGGCUCGCUCGUUACAACAUACAACAUACAACACAGUACACAAUUUUACUAUUUAGGGUCUUGAGACUUGCGGAAUAAUGUGGUUAUAACUCGCUUUCUAUUUUGUUUGCGCCAGAUGAAAUCAGCGAGGUGAAAAGAGUAUCGAUCGAUUUUGUUCAGCGAACUUUACAAAAGAAAGGAGCAUCUUUCACGUACAUUCUUGUGCCUUUCAGCGAUCCAGGUAAGUCGUCUGAUUUAUCAACAUUUACCGCUCAUCAUCCAACAAGGCGAAGAUAAGAAGAACAAAAAACAUGUGGACCUUACACUAGCUUUUCCUUAUUACACUUGUGACGCACGCUUUAUGGUCGUACUCCCCUGNGCAGUAAAAUAACGAUCAGCUUUAUAAAACUGCCGUUAAUCUAGUCCAUUGUUAUUUACAACGUUACUCUUUCCCUUUAUAGAGGUGGGUCCUGUUACAGUAACAAGUGAUGCAAACACAGUGAUCGACGCAGUUAACAACCUAACCGCUUCUGGAGGCGGGGACUGCCCCGAACUAGGCAUGACGGGUGUUUACCAGGCCCUUCUCCACUGUCCUCCGGAGACCAUCAUUUAUUACUUCUCAGACGCAGAUGUGAAAGAUGAGCAUAGAGAAAGGGAAAUCAUGUCCCUGGCUAAGGAGAAAAAAGUCAAGAUUAAUUUGAUUUUAUCCGGUGAAUGCGGUCGGCGAAAAAAGCGAGAUGCCCAGCAAUCGGAUCAAUUGUUGAACUUUAGAGAGUCUCGCCGUCACCGUACAAGGAGAAAUGCUCAAAGUCAAGCCCUGUACCAGGCCAUCGCUGCCCAAACAGGUGGACAAGUGCUUGAAACUAGCAAGGCCGGAGUAGCUCAGGUUGUUGAAGUUAUUGAUAGUGGAGGUUCAUCUAACUCAUCUGUUGCCCUCAGAAAAGUGGAGUUGUUGAAUAUGAAGGAAACUCGAACUCAGUCCUUCAGUGGUCAAGUUCACUUCGUGGAUGUAGACAGCACGUUAGAACGCUUGGUUUUUAUAUUAACGGCAGCGAAUUCGCCAAGCUUAGAUGUCAAAACUAAGGAAGGUAUGUAAAGUAAUUAAACCCCCUUGAAUAAUUAUGGUAAUAAAAAAAUAUAUGUAUUUCAACAGCAACUUUACAAAAGUAAAUUGUAAUUUCAUUACCCACGAAGCCCUUAGCAGUUCUUAUAUCAACUCGUUUAAACGUGUCCGUGCGUUUUAGAUCGAAUUGAAAUUUGGAAGUGUUGGUUUUUAAGGAGAGGGGGAAACCGGAGUACCUGGAGAAAAACUUCUGGAGAAGAGAACCAAUUAUGGUGUCGAAACGGCGAUUUGAACCCGAGCCACACUGGUGGGAGGCGAGUGCUCUCACCACUGCGCCACCCUUGCUUCCCAAAAUUAUCACGAAAAUACCAAAACAAUCGACUAAAAAUUAAAAGACGACUGUAUACCAAAUAUAGACGGAGUCACUAAAGUACCUAUUACUUUAGGUCGGGAUUCAUAUCUACUUCCUUCAUACACUCAUUUUAUUACUUGAACAAUUGUUUCAGUAAUAUUUGCCUAGAUGAUUGGCAGUGGUUUUAAAGAAAUAUAUGCAGGAGGUGAAGAAAGGAGGGUAAACGGCCCUUUUUACCCUCUUCCUACUUGUAAUUGUUUAGUAACUUCCCAGGAGACUGCACGCUGAGUGUUGUUCCUAGACAGGCGCAUUUCAUGCGUUUUUAUUUUCAAACCUUCAAUUUUGCCCUGAUAUUUUUUCACAGGAAAUUCAUUGCUACUCAAAACCGUAACCCAGUCAAAUAAGCUUCUUAUUACAGAAGCUAGUAACUUGAUUAGCGGGACCCUAAAGCUUGCAGUUUCCUGUGUUGGACCAUACACGCUCCAAGUUACCGGCUCCAGUCCUCUUGACUUCACUUACCAACUGUUAGACGUAGAAGACCUGGAACGAGGAACUACAAGGCGUGUCGUAGGAAAUCCUUUGAGAGGUAAGGGAACAUGCAAGUAGGCCGUACGUACGGAAAGUAAGUAAAAAAGCCCCUUUUUGUUUAGACUUUUUUUUGCUUAAACAAAUUUAUUGCGAGCUCUAUUUAGCCUACACGGUGGGUUGUCUAUUCAUAAACUUUAAACAACUCAAUGAACAGCCAACAAAUUUUCUGACUUUCCCCCCAAAUUAAAAAUUUAUCUGAAAACAAUUUUAUGUCAACGUUUUUCUUGGCAUGGUGCGUUUUCACACAAAUUACUUUAAAUUUUCAUUUUUCAAUCAAACAUUAUAUAUGCACCUUCAUUAAGCAGUUUUAAGUCCUAUCUAAAUGUAUUAGAUCAUUUGUGUCAAUUUUAAUAAAUCAGGUGUAACUCGUGAGUGACAAGUAUGCAAUUUAAUUAGGUUAGUUUUGGGCCGUAUUUAAGUUUUCCUUCUUAACUUUUAGUGUCAGUUUUAGUUUGCAAUUUAAUUAAGUUAGUUUUGGGCCGUAUUUAAGUUUUACUUCUUAAUUUUUAGUAUGUUUAAUGUUGGAGAAUAUUCUUUGUAUGGGAAUUUAGUUUCCCCCAAUUAUUCUCCAUUUAUGCAUUUUUUGUAUUUUCUGUAAUUUAUUACUUGUAUUAGCAUGACAAACUUAUACUAAACUUAAACUUAAAAGCUGUUUGUUUUUAAUCUUCAUCGACAUAUUUUUUGUGUGUGAAUAAAAUGCUAAUUACAAUUUAACAUUAUACUAAGUACAAUUAUUGCUAAUGACUAUGUUUAUAGAUAUCAGCGCUAUAUAUUACUUUCAUAAAUAAGUUAAUAAAAUAUAUUUUGCUGAUUUCAUUUUUAACUCAGUGCGUACGCUAAAAAUCAAGAUAGAUGCCUCAAAAUUCAAAAUGGCGGAUUUGACGUGUCGUCACAGUCCCUAUAACUCAAACUCCUUACAGUCAUUCAAAAAAGUAACUUUGAGAAUAUUUUUUAUUUUUUUACUUUUUUUCCAUCCCGGCACUCCACAACAUAUAUUUGUGUUCAACUGAAACAGUAAAACCUUUUAUUUGAUGAAGCUUAAGAGGUACCAUGAUUGAUUCCUAGAGGACUAUUUGAUCAAUGGGUUUUGUUAACAGCUGUUUUAAAAAAAAGUAAAUUGGAUUUUCGAAGCAAAGAAAAAUAUAUCAAAAGUAGUUAAGUGAGUCAUCAUCACUACCAUACGAGAAACUUACGAAGUUAACUCCCAGGCUAUUUUACGACAAAAAUAUGGACGAAAACAAUAACAAAAUGCAAGUUAUGUUAACAAUCUAUGGAACACAGUACGAUUUUCCGUUCUUUCAUUUCUUUUAAAUAAACGUUUGCCUUUUCAUAAUUUUCAGUUUUCACAGCUAUGUUCAUGAAUACGUGAUUAAAUUUUUAUGAAGUCUCCGCGACGCCUAGCAGACGUAUGAGGAAAGUUGAUUAUACUACGUUUCAGCCAAUAACCCUCCUUUUUGACGUCUAAAAUCUCAUUUACAGGGCAAACAUUGUUACUUACGGUGGAUUUCAUUGGUAAGGAAAUAGAGAAAGCAAGCAAUUUAACACUUGUGGGCGUGAACGGAACCGACCUGCAAACAUUUAACAUGACACAAGGAUCUUACAAGAACUCCUAUUUCGUUACCUUUGUUCCAUCUCCAGAGAAAUUCAGGCUCAAGUUGACAGGCAAAGACAAGACUGGUGCUCGCUUUCAACGUGUAAAGCCAACUCUGUUUACUCUUGGUGACGUUAAAUUGUCCCAGAAUGUGGACGGUAGAAACAGCUCAAACACGAUUAUUCCCGGGAAAACUUUAGAGGUAGAAAUUAACGUUAAAAACUCCGGGGACACGCAAACCUUGUAUUUCACUGCAUCGGACGACCUGGAGUAUUACAAGAGCAUAAAUCCCUCGAAAGGCACCUUGGGAAUGAAUGACACGUUGGUUCUUCGACUUUCCCUUCUUGCCCCUAGCAACGCAAAAUAUGGCGUGACAAGCACUGUCACGGUAUUUGCGUCGCAAAAUUCUGUCUUCACCCAGGUUGUUAAUUUCAUGGUUUUGUUUGUUACUGUGGCAUCCAAGGUAAGAAUUUAUAGAAAGAAAAACGAACACAGUACUUUAAUUAAUGCAGUGCCAAGGUACCGGCACAAAAUGGUGUUCAUACCUUGUGUACCCUCCAGAGUACGUAUUCACUCCAUUUUGCGUUAGCUGACGCAGUUUUUGUAACGUAGUAUUAGCAGGGAGUUUUGGGUAUGGAAAGCAAUGAACAGCUUCGGAACUAACAGAAAACUUGAGCAAACAGGGAGCCGCUGCCUACGCUAGUGCCUGAGUAUAAGGCCCGACACCGCGUUAAAACAACUGGCGGGGGUACACUUGAAAAAAGGGUGUCUUCACAUUAGUGCCAAACGAUAUACCGUACUCGGGCAGUCCCCGGAAACUAACCAAUUGUAAACAGGCUACUUACUCUCAGUCGCUAUAUGUGCGUUAUCGACCAAGCGUGAGGUCAAGAUGGCUGGACAGGACAUUAGGCUCAAUUACCAGCCGCUGAUCGGGUAAUGAGCCCGCGCUCCUCCCCCGAACAGGCUUCUCAGGGAGUGUCUCGAGCCUUGGCCAAGUUCUUUUUUUGCGUUCUUUUUUAACUUCGUCUCGGGAAAUAAAAACGCAAAAUAAUAAUAAUAAUAAUAAUAAUAAUAAUAAAAUAAAAAACGAGGCCAAUAUUUGGCCAACUUGACUGAACAAGCUUGGUAAAUAAAUGAUUCAUUAUAUCGCUAAACUGGAGAACUUUUGCUUGCGGGACCAGCGCGGGAAAUCCCGAGCGGGCAAGAUGGCCCCAUCAGAAUGCAUGAUUAUUCGCUUCAUCUUGCCCGCUUGCGAAUUCAGCCAUGUAAAAAGAAACUGUUUGUUUAUCGAUGACUGAAACAUAGCCAAUCCUACAGAGAAUUAUUCUUUGCUCUUGAACACCGUAGGGAGAUUAUUUUCUCUCUCUAAGAUGGUCGAUUUGCUUUGACAACUCAGUUGUUAACACCACAUUUUCCUGUUGUUCCACCACACAGUUUCUUCAGAAACCAACCCCUUUUAAAUUUCUAAACACAUUUGCUCCUAUCUAUUGUUGGAGAAAACGCGUUUUCAGUCGUUCAGUCAUUGCUAUUAAUACGUAUUUUCUCGUUGACUUUAAUAAGAUAGCCUUUGUUUUUUAAUUACAUCACGUCUUUCAAUUUAUAGAACCCUGACCUUGACCCUCCCUCAUGUACAGUGGUAAACAAGACCGGGACAUGUGCAAAGGUAUACGGCAGACCGGACUGCAUCUUAAACGCGUGGAAAGCGCAAGUCAUGUUCAUUGAUGCUGGAGAAGGACUGUCAUCGAUAACAACACGAGGCAAUAAAAACGGGACCCUUGAAGGUAAGUGCAACACGUAGAGUGAAAUGAACAUGAAGUCGAUGCACAGCUUUAUGUUGAAAAUUUGCAUUUGUAUCAUGUUCGCAAACGAAAAAGUGGGGUUUCGUUUAAAGGCGAUGUAACUGGAAAUUUAUACUUGAAGCAAAAAACAUAAGUGGUUUAACCUUUACUUUAGUUUAUACAACUUUCCAGGAAAAAUAGGUUUUUCUAGUUACGAUGACUCACGUAGUAUGGGUCAAUUUUUUGCGCGAACUUAAAUGGACCAAUAGAAGACAUUUGUCCUUCACGAAGACCAAUUAUAGAAAACUUCUCGGAGAUUUCCUUAUCUCUGCUGAAGCCAAAACAAACAAAAAACAAAAUCGUAAACAAACAAACAAAAGAAUAUUUCUCGAAUGGAGUAUAGCGGAUCGAUGUUUCACUAUUGACCAGUUCGGUUUCAAAUUCAAUUUUCACCGAAGAAGCUGCUUUUGCGUAGAUGUAACCUCAUGUACAAAGCGAUAUUUUUGUGUAAUACCCCCCUUGAAAUUAUAUAACACUUCAACACUUCAUGCAAAGUUUCGAGUCUUGAAAUAUUUGUUUUUAUUUUUUUAGUUGGCAGGUUCAAUCAGGGUGUAGUAAACAAAUCGAUCGUUGCAACAUACACAUCUAACUGUUGUCAUCCUGGAGUGCUUUUCGUCGGGCUUGACCUUGUAGGAAAUAUGGGCACAUGUUCCAUCAGCCUUGUACCUGAUAUAGUGUCCAUGCGAGCCAAACCAAGCACCACAACACUGUCCCUCUCUCCUGGAAACACCACCAAGGUCCCUUUUAAACUCGUCAACCUGGGCUCUAAAGGUUCAUUCUCAUUUGAAGUGACUAAAACACCCGCACUUAUUAGUUACGUAAUGCCUUUUAGCCUCGUUCUGAAAGCGAAUGCCAGUACCGCUGGACAAGUGGUUAUAAAGUCACGUGGUGAGGUCAGAAAGCCGCAAAAUUUGACGGUCAAAGCUGUUAUACACCCAGGAACAGUACAUGAAAGAAAGAUCGCGUUAUUUUCUAUUCAAGUGGUUUUAUCUAGAAACAAGGUAAACUUUUUGUGAUACCCAAAUUUUAUUCAAAAAUGGCGGCAAUAUUGCUUUUAUUAUUUUUCGUUUAUAUGUUUUUUUUAGCGCUCUUUGCCUCAAUUAAAUGCGUACAAUUCAAACCAGCUUUACCUUACAACGAUGUAUUAAGGGCCAAUUAUCAUAAAGACAAAAGAAUAACUACUUUUGCCGCCUUUCUGGAGUAAGCUGUGUAACCUUUUGAUCUAAAAUUUCUUCGAUUUGGCUGCAAUUUGUAUAGGUAAUAGCAUGAUUUGUAGUGCUAUUUGACAUAAAUACCACGAGUGAUAUUUCAACAUUGCUAUACGUAAUUUCACAAGCCGUUAGGCGAGUGAAAUUUGAGACAAUUUUGAAAUAUAACAAUUGGAACUUAUGCCAAAUAUCACGUACAAAUCAUGCUAUUAUUUGUUUAUACUGCUACCCGCAAAAGGUUUGUAAUUUCCACAUGUAGGUAUUUCAAAUUAAGCUGAAAUACCACUGCUCCAAGCCAAUCAAAUUGGAGAAAUUUCUCAUGUAGUACUAUAUAAAACAGUCAUAUACUAUCAACUAACUUGAACUUUGUUCAAUUGAUUUGUUGCUUUUUUGGUGUUCAUUAGUUCGUCAAACAUAUUUCUUUAGGGACUUUAAGACCCAAGGAAGUGAUGGCAGCAAAAACAUUGUUUUGAAAAGUGAAUUUGCGUUCUUUUAGCCUUUCUCGCGAUAAUUCCUACCCAUGCACUUACUUUAAUGUAGGACAACCCUCCUGGAGCUGAAUUCCUAGGGACAAUAUCCAAGUUCAGAAAGAGAAAUAAAAAUUCGUCUUCGACUGUUUACGUCCUCUAUAAAACGUGUAAUUAGGCAAUGUCACGUCGUCGACCUGCACGAAUGGUAAACUAAAAAAGUGUGAUGCCUGGAGUGCAAAGUUAUUGUUUUGCCCACCAAACCUAUUGUUUUUUUUGACGUUAUCGUUGCCACCGCGUUGUCAGAUCUUAAAGUCCCUAUUACCAAACGAAAGUAAUGGUCCAUUGCCAUGGUUACUAGUGAGCUUAAUCUUUCUAUGGUGGCCAGUUUGUUUUAUCAACUCUUUAAUUUUAAAACUAUCUUCUGAAAACAUUCAAUUUAAUUAAACCUUGCAGAACCCAGAUCUUUCUCCUCCAUCAUGUACAGUAAUUAACCAAACUAGAUCUUGCAACAAUACACAUGACAGAUCAAAGUGCAUGUUGAACACGUGGCAUGCACGUGUCGUUUUCAUCGAUACUGGAGAAGGUCUGGCGUCGAUAGCAACACAAGGCAACGACAAUGGAACUCUGCAAGGUAGGUGACGUUUAUACACCCUUAGUACACUCUGUGACUUUGACGAUUAAUUACGUCAUUAUUUACGCUCAAUUAGUGUGUUUAAUAGUGCUUUUGACAGUUGUUGAAUGAUUGUCUCACAGACUCUGAGAUGAGAAGGUGUAAAAUUUCUUAUGCUUAGCAGACGAAUGCGACACUUAUUUUCUUGUGUAUUUAUUAUUGUUUUAGUCAAUGCUUUUAAUCUGGGUGCAGUAAACAUAUCCAUCACAGCUUCUUUCACAUCUAACUGUUGUCAUCCCAGUGUGCUUUUCGUCGGUCUUGACCUCGUUGGUAACAUGGGCACUUGUUCUGUCAGCCUUGUUCCUGAUAUUGUGUCCCUCAGUGCCAAACCAAGCAACACAGCUGUGUCCCUUUAUCCUGGGAACACCAUCAAGAUCCCUUUUACACUACUCAACCUCGGCUCUAAUGGUUCCUUCUUAUUUGAAGUGACAAAAACGCCUGCACUCAUCAGUUACGUUAUGCCUUUAAGCCUCAUUCUGCCAACGAAUGCCAGUGCUGUGUGUCACGUGGUCAUCAAGUCACGUGGUGAAGUCAAUGAGGUGCUAAACUUGACGGUCAACGCUGUCUCACAAUUAAGCAAUGUAAAUCUCAAAGAGGUGGCAUUAUUUUCUAUCCAAGUGUCUGUGGUGCCAGCCUUUCCUCAUUUGGCUUUAGAAGCUGCUGUAACCAAAGAUCGUUUCUCUCUGACGGAUGGGGGAAGACUAGAGGUCAAUUUCACGGUACAGAAUUUAGCGUUGGACGACACCUUCACAUUUCACGUAAGCAAUUUUUACUCCGUACAAAAUUAACCGGCUGUGAAAUAACACGAGAGAGAGAAAGAGGCGGAAAUCGAGCCUACCCUGCCGUAGGUAAAGAAUUAGUAACUCUGUUGCACUAAUUGCUGGUUUUCUCUGAUGACGCAAUCAAAAAUAAUUGAAGAAAAAGAAAAAGAAAAACAAAAAAAAACCUUCAAUCAAAGGGAAAUAGAAGGAUGUGAAUAAGCAAAGAUCCUCGCCAAGAUUCAGUAGUCAUUACAAGUUCUCAUAUUCAAGAUAUUCGGGGAAAUGAUUUACCUAAAUUUGUAGAGCUUUGUAUGAAAGCGCCAUGUUGGUGGUCAUUCGGAUGGACACCAACAUGGCGGCCGGAAAUCAACAGAAGUAUCUUUCACUGAGUUUUGCUACUCAGUAAAGCGCGAAUUCUGUCCCUCGAGGAACUCGUAACCAUUAAAAUAAUACUUUUUCUAAAACAAUAACUGUUCCCAUAGCAAAAUCUUCCAAAACAAUUAUUUGUCACUUUUUAUACCCACAUGACAUCUCUCUAACCACCAUGCAAAUGCCGCGUCACGCGUCACGCGUCUUUUUUUAUUGUUAUUUUUUGGUCAACAGGUGCUCACGAAUCAAUCCUCGUUGGAUGGAAAUGUUGAGCCAUCUCACGUUUUUCUCAAGACAAUGCGGUCCACUUCUUGCCUGUUGAUCCUGACGUCUCAAUCUGAUGCCGCUACAAAAACCGUCACGCAAGUAAACGUGACGGCCACACUAGCAUCACGCAGCACCGGCGUAAGACAGUUUCAAGUCUUCUCUAUCAUUGUAAAAGUAGAUGGCAGUCCCCACAAAACGGAGGAUUCGGAUAGUGGGAACAGACGCCUUAAAACUUUGUACGUUGUCUUGAUAGCCACUGCAGUUUUCAUAUUGCUGAUAACUCUUGUUUCAGCCCUCGUUUAUUGUCAAAAAAGGGGUUCACUGAGACCAAAAUCAUCCGCUAAAGUUAACAUGUUUUGGGAAUCGUCCGGCAGUCAAUUACAACUCCAUAAUAAAUCAGAAGACGUCACUGUUGAAGAUCUGGAAGAUCCCAGUUAA
This is a messenger RNA of Porites evermanni, 10135 nucleotides long. The record is from the annotation of a GenBank genome assembly. Lineage: Eukaryota; Metazoa; Cnidaria; Anthozoa; Scleractinia; Poritidae.